AUGUCGGGCGGCUUUAUCCGCGAUGCCGUUCUCUCGCACUGCCAGCCGCACGUGCCGGAAUUGUCGUCUUCUGAUGGCGCUGCCACCCCGCUCCCCGCCGUCCCUUUCCUCCUCUCCUCCAACUCCGUCAUUCGCGGCAAAUGGCGCUACCAAGACCCUCCCGCUUCCGCCGCCGCCGCCGCCGCCGCCGCAGCAGCAGCUGCAGCCGACGGAAACGACACUUCAUCAUCGCCGGCAGCAGCAGACGGUUUGCCGGCAGGAACAACCGCCCAGCCGGCAGUCCGGCACAAGGUCCUGACGACCGACUCGGGCGCGUUCGAUUUCUGGACGGAGCACGUCGUUCCGACGGAAAACGGCACAUUGGACGUGGGCGCGCUCGUCUAUAUCACAUCGCAGACGGAAUGGGCGGAAAGCUACAUGGGGACGGUGGUGGUGCGCGCGGAGGGGUAUUUUUCCAUGCGCGCGGGGGUGCUGUGUAUGGUCGGGUGCCAGAGCCGGUUGGGGGGAGGCGCGGGGGGAGGGGAAGGGGAGGAGUCCGCGAAGGCGGAAGAUCCGUAUGCGGAUCCGCGGAGGUGCAACAUGCUGCUGGUGCUGAAGUUUAAGGCGAAAAACGUGGCGGAGUGGCAAAAGCACGCUCAGGAGCAGGCAGAGGAGCGCUUGGAACGGAUAGCCGUGGCUAAGUAUGGAGUCAACGGGGAGGGGAAGAGCAACGCCGCCGCUGCUGCUGCUGCCGCUGCCGGCAGCAGUGGGGGGGAAGAAGGGCAAGGAGAAGCAGGAGCAGCAGGCGGAGCAGCGGCAGGAGUAGGGGUGAUUGACCCGCACACUCUGAAAGAACGAACGGACAUCACGAAAGCAGAUCUUCUAGACGAGUUGGGAUCCGAGGCGGAUGAUACGACCAUUGUCGCCGACGUGCUUGUAAUGGAGGGCACUGUAACGAGUACAAUCCCGGCGGAGCAGGCGGGGGAGGGGAGUGAGUUCUUUGGGCCGCUGGCAGUGGCGGGGGAGACGGAGUCGCUGAGUCAGCAGGCGGAGCUGUUCGAUUGGGACAUGGUCGUGUCAGCUGUGCUCUCUGGAUUUCAAGCUCUGGCAGUGUUUUCUCAGGUGCUGCACGUGCGCUCGCACCCCCAUGCACACUUCACCUCGCUCACAAUGAUCGCCACGCAGAUCAUCGUCUUCGCGUCCUUCUGGCUGCGAGACCUCUACUACCCGCUCUCCUUCCUCUCAUCAGACGUCCUCUCCUACCUCCUAACCCAACUCGCCACCCUCCCCCACGCCAUCGAGUUCCUAACCCUCCUUCUCUACGUCCUCCUCUUUGUCGCCGUGGAAAGGAAGAGGAAACGGGCCACAGCAGCGUAUGCAGCAGCAGCCAGUGGUCUCCCUCAGCAGGUGCAGUUGCUACCUCCCCCGAGUGACGCCUACGUGGCGCUGACGAUCAUGGGCAUGGUGGGGGUGGGUGGCGGCAUUCUCUACGUGCGGGAAGCUACAGACGUGCUGCUACAGCUGGCCCACUUCCUCUUCCUGCUCCCCCAGUCCAUUGCCUUCGCCAUCUGGCAACCACCACUCGCUGCCUGCCGCGGAGUCUCUCUCAAAUUCGCUGUGGGCAACUGGGCCGCUCAGUCCAUCUGGCUUGUCUUUGACUGCUGGCGGCCCCGCCUGCUUGGAUACGACGCACUCUUCCCCUUCCCCCACGCCUACUUUUGGCCCUUCUUCGUCAUCAUGACGUGGCAUCUAGCUGUCUUCCUUGCACAGUGGAAGUUCGCGCGCGAGCGCCUCACAGCCGCCACCGUUCCACUCAAUUCCUCUCACAGCAUCGUCACCCUCCAGAGACGGCUGGCCUCUUGCAGCAAACGCUCAAUCCCCCGUCGGUUCCCCUCAUCUCGAGCUACAGCCGUUCGAGCUACAGCCGUCAGCGAUGCGCCUUCCCGAGUCGCGGAUUCGGGGUCGAGCGGGCUUGACCCAGAACUCGCCAAGUCGCCGUUCAAAGUGAUUGUAGCGGGGGCGGGAAUCGGCGGUCUCGUGUUCGCGCUGUCAUGCAAGAACCGUGGGAUUGACGUGGAGGUCUUCGAGCGGGAUCUGACCGCGAUUCGCGGCGAGGGGCAGUACCGCGGGCCGAUUCAGAUUCAGAGCAACGCGCUGGCGGCGCUGGAGGCGGUGGACCUGCGCGUGGCGGAGGAGGUGAUGGCGGCGGGGUGCAUCACGGGCGACCGCAUCAACGGGCUCUGCGACGGGCUCACCGGCGAAUGGUACGUCAAGUUCGACACGUUCACGCCAGCAGCGGAGGGCGGGUUACCAGUGACGCGCGUGAUCAGCCGCAUGACUCUCCAGCAGAUCCUCGUGGACGCUGUUGGGGAGGGCAUCAUCCGGAACGGGUUGACCGUCGUUGACUUCGAAGACCAGGGCAAGCAGGUGGCGGUGAAGCUGAGUGACGGCAGCACGGUGUAUGGCGAUAUGCUGGUUGGCGCUGACGGCAUUCGCUCCAAGGUGCGAGAUGUGCUGCUGGGAGUGACAGAGCCCACCUACUCCGACUACACGUGCUACACGGGCAUCUGUGACUUUGUGCCGCACGACAUUGAGACCGUGGGGUACCGCGUGUUCCUGGGCCACAGGCAGUACUUUGUCAGCAGCGACGUGGGGUUUGGCAAGAUGCAGUGGUAUGCUUUCUACAACGAGCCUGCUGGCGGCUCCGACCCCCCCGGCUGUCGCAAGCAGCGGCUGAUGAAGCUCUUCGGGAACUGGGCGGACGGGGUGGUGGAUCUCAUUCAGGCGACGCCCGAGGAGGACGUGCUGAGGCGAGACAUCUACGACCGCAUUCCCAUCCUGCAGUGGAGCAAGGGGAGGGUGACCCUCAUGGGGGAUGCUGCUCAUGCCAUGCAGCCCAACAUGGGGCAGGGCGGAUGCAUGGCCAUCGAGGACGGCUUUCAACUGGCCCUUGAUCUUGAGAAGGCAGUGGAAGGGGCGAAGAAGAAAGCGAGCAGCAAGGGCGGGCAGCUCCGGCAGCACAUGGACGUGGCGGGCGUGGUGCAGCAGUAUGAGGCGGAGAGGCGGCUCAGAGUGGGGGCCGUGCAUGGCAUGGCCCGCACCGCUGCCAUCAUGGCGUCUACCUACCGGGCUUAUCUGGGGGAGGGCUUUGCUCCACUCUCGUGGCUGGUGAACUGGCGCAUCCCCCAUUGGGGCAAGAUGGGCGGGCAGGUGGUGAUGAAGCUGUUCAUGCCCGCCAUGCUCAAAUGGGUGCUCACCGGCAACACGUUCGCAUUGGAAGGCCGCGCGCCUUACUGCAGAAUCACAGACAGGGCGGAUUCGAAUCUAGCCAAGUGGAUGGAGGAUGACGAUGCAUUGGAGCGAGCAACCGAUGCCGAGUGGUUCCUGCUGCCUGCUGCUGACCGCAUGCCGCUCACCGGCACUCUCACUGACUCUGGUCGCCCCAUCCUGCCUCUCGCUAUUGCCACGGCCCCUGAAGGCGCUCCGGCCACCACCAUCACCUCGGCUAUCACCAUCGUUGGCUCUGCGGAGUGUGCACCUGCCAGCGGCACAGCAGCGGUCAUCUCUCUGCCUGGGGUGGAGGAGAAGCAUUGCCGCAUUGAGAGCCGCAGUGACCACACCUUCUAUGCGACAGACCUCAGCCAGAACCAGGGCACCUGGCUUGUCAGAGUGGACGGAGCACGGUCAAAGCUCACUCCAGGGUCCCCUGCCCGCCUGCACCCUGGCGACUCUCUGCAGUUCGGACCCAACCCCAAGGCUCUUUUCCGUAUCAAGCUCAGGAAGGCACAGGAUGGUGGGAAGGCCAAGGACGUGUUGGCAGCUGCGACUGCUUGA
This is a messenger RNA of Closterium sp. Yama58-4, 3813 nucleotides long. Lineage: Eukaryota; Viridiplantae; Streptophyta; Zygnematophyceae; Desmidiales; Closteriaceae. The record is from the annotation of a GenBank genome assembly.